AUGCUGAGAGGCAAGAGUCGAGCAGCAGUAUCUAUAAUGGCUGAUCAACCACCAUCUUCUAAGUCUCUGUUUACCUCUCCAAAGUUUAGGUUUUUCUCUUCAAAGAUAAAUCCUUUUGACUCCGAUUUCUCACUCGUCAGCCCGACUUCCAUCCUCGAAGCUAACCCAUCAAUCUUCUGCUCCAAGAACCCUAAACCCACUUCGUAUCUCGAGCCAACGAUCCCUAAGCCCCAAAGGUUUCACCCACCAGACGCCUUUGGUCUCGCCGAUCUCGUCAAAAACAGAGACCACUCGAGAAAACCUGUGAACAAGAUGGUCCUCUUCGGGUCCAAGCUCAGAGUACAGAUCCCAUCAGCCGAUUUCGGCACUAAAACCGGCGUGAGGUAUCCUGGUCAUGGACAGGGACAGCUCAGCCCUGCUUGCGUCCAGGCAAAGGUCUUAGCCGUGAGCGAGAUUGACCAGACGGAGGAGGACUACACUCGCGUCAUAUCUCACGGUCCAAACCCGACCAUCACUCAUAUCUUGGACAACUCUGUUUUCGUGGAGGCGACGACGCCUGGCUCUGUUCCUUCACCACCACCACUAGUAGGGACCGUGGAGACCAAGAAAACAGAUCAUUUUCUAAGCCAUUGCUACACGUGCAACAAGAAUCUUGACCACAAACAGGACAUCUAUAUAUACAGAGGAGAGAAAGGGUUUUGUAGCAGCGAGUGCAGGUCCCAGGAGAUGCUUCUUGACCAUUUGGAGGCCUAG
This is a messenger RNA of Microthlaspi erraticum, 753 nucleotides long. Lineage: Eukaryota; Viridiplantae; Streptophyta; Magnoliopsida; Brassicales; Brassicaceae. The record is from the annotation of a GenBank genome assembly.